AAAUGACGCACGUGCUGGGGAGCCGGAUCCGGCUGAAGGGGGACGUGUUGUCAGGAUCGAGAGCCGGAGGUGUAGGAGCGGUUGUUCUCAGGGCUCCUUGCGGUCAAGGUGGUGUCAUCUUCCCGUGACCGAAAACAUCAGCAGUCAUGGCAACAUACCAGGAAUUCAUUCAACAAAAUGAAGAACGUGACGGUGUUCGGUUCAGCUGGAAUGUGUGGCCAUCCAGUCGACUUGAGGCUACGCGCAUGGUGGUUCCUUUGGCUUGUCUCUUUACACCUUUAAAAGAACGUCCAGAUCUGCCGCCAAUACAAUAUGAACCCGUGCUGUGCAGCAGGGCUACCUGUAGGGCUGUCCUCAAUCCACUGUGUCAAGUGGACUAUAGAGCAAAAUUAUGGGCAUGCAACUUUUGUUUCCAGAGAAACCAGUUUUCAUCAUCUUACUCAGGCAUUUCUGAAGUAAAUCAGCCAGCUGAGCUACUGCCACAGUUUUCAACUAUUGAGUACGUUGUCCAGCGAGGUACUCCGGCCCCCCUCAUCUUCCUGUAUGUGGUGGAUACUUGCCUGGAGGAAGAUGAUCUUCAGGCUCUGAAGGAAUCUCUGCAAAUGUCCCUGAGUCUGCUUCCUUCCAACGCACUGGUUGGUCUGAUUACGUUUGGUCGAAUGGUACAGGUCCAUGAACUGAACUGCGAAGGGAUUUCCAAAAGCUAUGUCUUCAGGGGAACAAAGGACCUAACAGCAAAGCAAAUUCAGGAUAUGUUGGGUCUCACAAAGCCAUCUGCAGCAGUUCAAGGAAGGGCCCCUCAACCACAGGAACAUCAUGGCAUAUCCAGCAGGUUCUUGCAGCCAGUGCAGAAGAUUGACAUGAACUUGACAGACCUGCUUGGAGAACUUCAGAGAGACCCCUGGCCUGUACCUCAGGGCAAAAGACCUUUGCGAUCUACUGGUGUGGCCAUAUCCAUAGCAGUUGGUUUGCUGGAGGGUAGCUUUCCUAACACUGGAGCUAGAAUAAUGUUGUUCACUGGAGGACCACCUACCCAGGGCCCCGGCAUGGUAGUGGGGGAUGAGCUUAAGUCGCCCAUUCGCUCAUGGCAUGAUAUAGAAAAGGAUAAUGCACGAUUCCUAAAGAAAGCGACCAAGCACUAUGACGCUCUAGCAAACCGUGCAGCAGUAAAUGGACAUUGCAUUGACAUCUAUGCUUGUGCCCUGGAUCAGACUGGUCUUUUGGAAUUAAAGUGUUGCUGCAACUUGUCUGGCGGUUACAUUGUGAUGGGGGACUCCUUCAACACUUCCCUCUUCAAGCAAACAUUUCAAAGGGUUUUCAGCAAAGGUCUUCAGGGGGAUUUCAGGAUGGCUUUUGGUGCCACGUUAGAGCUUAAGACGACUAGAGAACUGAAGAUUGCUGGUGCAAUUGGGACCUGUGUGUCUCUGAAUUCCAAAGGGCCUUCUGUGUCUGAGAAUGAGCUGGGUGUAGGUGGCACAUGCCAAUGGAAAGUUUGCAGUUUGGAUCCUUGCACUACACUGGGCAUCUACUUUGAAGUGGUAAAUCAACAUAACGCACCAAUUCCUCAGGGUGGAAGAGGGGCUAUUCAGUUUGUCACUCACUACCAGCAUUCCAGUGGCCAAAGGCGCAUCAGAGUCACUACAAUCGCCAGAAACUGGGCAGAUGCACAGAGUCAACUCCAGCAGAUAGAAGCUGCAUUUGAUCAGGAGGCAUCAGCUGUAUUGAUGGCAAGACUGGGAGUUUUUAGGGCUGAGUCUGAGGAAGGCCCUGAUGUACUUCGUUGGUUGGACAGACAGUUAAUCCGACUGUGUCAGAAGUUUGGCCAGUUCCACAAAGAUGAUCCUAGCUCCUUCAGACUUUCAGAAACAUUUUCCCUUUAUCCACAGUUUAUGUUCCAUCUGAGAAGAUCGCCUUUCCUUCAGGUUUUCAAUAAUAGCCCUGAUGAAUCAUCAUACUACCGGCAUCAUUUCAUGCGACAAGAUCUAACACAGUCUCUAAUCAUGAUUCAACCCAUUCUGUAUUCUUACUCUUUUUAUGGCCCACCCGAGCCAGUGCUUUUAGACAGUAGCAGUAUCUUGCCAGACCGGAUACUCCUCAUGGACACUUUCUUCCAGAUUGUUAUCUAUCAUGGAGAGACUAUAGCUCAGUGGCGGAAGGCUGGAUAUCAAGAUAUGCAGGAGUAUGAGAACUUCAAACAACUUUUGCAAGCUCCCCUAGAUGAUGCUCAGGAAAUCCUUCAGACCCGCUUUCCAAUGCCUCGUUAUGUUGACACAGAACAUGGACAGAGCCAGGCUCGAUUCCUUCUAUCAAAAGUGAACCCAUCACAGACUUAUAACAACUUGUAUGCAUGGGGGCAGGAAUCUGGAGCGCCUAUCUUGACUGAUGAUGUCAGUCUUCAGGUUUUCAUGGAUCAUCUUAAAAAACUAGCUGUGUCUAGUGCUUCAUAAAUCCAUUUGUUUAUAGAAGAGCACAAGGAAAAUACUGGGAAAUACUGGAUGUUACAUAGAUUGUUUAUUCUAGAUUAUAAUGGUUUAGUUGUAUUCAUCUUUCUUAUUUGUUUUGCAUGGUAUUUGAUUAUUAUAUCAUUUCUCCUCUCUCAUUCUCAAAAUCACUGCAUUCUUAUGAGCAAUACUUUAUUAUUUUCUGGUAAUAUUAUGUCGUCUACUACAUAUCAUUCCAUCUAUCUUUUAUAUAAAUGCAAGAGUUAGAAAUAAAUAACUUAAAAAUGUUGACUAAUUACCUGUCUAAAUUAGGUUUAAUUAUUAUUUACAUGGGGUAUUUUUAAGUUUUUUCUGAAAUUAUGGCAUUAUUUUUGACCAUUUGUUAAGGAUAACUGGAACUUUAAGCAGAAAGAAUAUUGAAUUUGAAGACUGUUGCAAAGUUAAUCAUUGUAAAAUCCCCACUUUUUGGGAAGACAACUGGAGGACAUCGUUAUGCAUUAUAAUGAAUAUCAUAAUUAUAGUUACCUUCAGUACAUUUACAAACAAGAUUUGAUUGUUACUUUGCUUACAUUGAAGCAGCCUGUGUCCAUAUGCAGGAAAACCUGGAAAAUGUCUAGGCUUGGCCUGGUAAGUGGCAAGCUACAUUUCACUCCACACAAGUGACAGGCAAUGACCAUUUCCAACACUAGCAUAUCUAAACAUCUCUUCUUGAUAUUCAGUGGCAUUACCGAUAAUGAAUCUUUUACUAUCAAUAUCCUGGAGUCCCAUUGACCAGAAAUUUGACUGUUCUAGCCAUAAAAAAUACUGCAAUUGUUAGAGCAGGCCAGAAACUAGGAUUUCUGUAUAAAAUAACGAACUUCCUGUCUCCCAUCUACAUGGCACAAGUCAGGAGUGCAAUGGAAUACUAUCCACUUGCCUGGAUGAAUGUAGUUCCAACAACAUAAAAGGAACUUAACAUUAUAGAGGACAAAGUAGCCCACUUUCUUAGCACUCCAUCCACCACCUUCACCAUUCAAUGCACAUGGAAGCAGUGUGUAUAUACACACCUGAAGGAUUGCAGCACUUUAAGGAAGCUCACUACCAUUUUAUUGAGCAAACAGGUGGGGACACAAAAUAUGACUAAUUGAUGAUACUCCCUUUCCAUGAACAAAUAAAAAACAAAUGUCUGCCUUAUGUAGACAUUCAGUUUUUGCUUUGACCUUAGGGUAAAAAAAUUGAUUUUAAUUCUGCCUUUAAAUACCUGAAUUGAGCAAUCAACAUUUUAUUUUCCCCUGACGCAGGACGGGAUUCAGAAAAGGAAAUAUGUUUGAUAGCUAUUUUUUUUCUUAAAUGUAUAACUACAAUGCCUGCUAAAAUUUUGCUGAUUUUCUUAACAGAGUUUUCCCUCUGUUUUUGUCACCAAUUUGACCUUCAAAUUGUUUUCUAAAUGGCCAAAAUCAAAAGUUCCACUCACCAGCCACAGAAAAGAACAAACAUGCAAACCAGUGGAGAAGUGUGUGGUAAAUGAAAAAAAUGCAACAGCAUUUAAUUAGUGUCUUUAAUGCAAUAAAACAAACCAUCAUGAUGCAGUAAUAGCAUUAUCAAAAUUUGUUGCUCACCGCACAAGACAAUGGGAGAUAAUCAACUUGAGAAGUUAACUUUGUUCUGGUUUUUUCAAAUUUGGGAUACCAUUAGGAUAGGUAAAGUACUUUUAAAAUAAUGUCAUAAGUGGAGAGGGGCAACAGUUGUAGAAAGAAAAUUUUGGAACCCUCCGACUCAGCAGCUAAAAGCAUGAAAUAAGGUACUCAGUAAAGAGAUUUGAGCACAAAGGAAAAGCAAUGGUAAGUGCCCAAAACUUACUGGAAUUGAAGAAACAAUUGAGAGAGGUCAAGUCAAAUAACCAGUGGCAGACAAAGUACAUGUUGUUGGAGUGGAGGAAUUAAGUUGUCCACCUGAAACAAAAAACAGAGAUGAACAACACCUUAUUGUUCCAAUAAAUUGUAGAUGAUCUUUGAAUCCUGCCUAAUGUUUUUAGCGUAAAAUUAGUUCUGUACAAUGAUCAAAUUUAAUUAAAACCGAAACAACCGAGGAUGCUAUAAAUCAGAGACAAAAGUAGAAAUUACUGGAAAAGCUAAGCAGGUCUGGCAGUAUCAAUGGAGAGAAAUCAGAAUUAAAAUUUGGUUCAAGUGAUCCUUCCUUUAAACCCUUGUCUAAAAUAGUUUCUAGCAGGAUUGGAAACAAUCAGAUGAUCCAUUUUAGUACUAAUAAUUACUGUGAAAGAUGGUGGUGACUUUAUUUAGCAUCUAAUCUAAAUAAAUCAUUUAAAGCA
Molecule: messenger RNA, 4749 nt
Organism: Chiloscyllium plagiosum (whitespotted bambooshark)
Lineage: Eukaryota; Metazoa; Chordata; Chondrichthyes; Orectolobiformes; Hemiscylliidae
Source: RefSeq, a predicted model, not a curated record